Messenger RNA from Entrophospora sp. SA101, 3861 nucleotides. NCBI's taxonomy places the organism in Eukaryota, Fungi, Glomeromycota, Glomeromycetes, Entrophosporales, Entrophosporaceae. The record is from the annotation of a GenBank genome assembly.
AUGUUAUUUCGUCUCGGUAAGGGAAACCAACAAGGUUGCAAUGAACCUAACUUACACAUAAGUGUCUUGAGAUACGACGGAGUUUUUCUUGAUGUCGAUACUUCAAAAUUGUCGAUACCUCAAAGGAACUAUUGUGGCUCACCAACAUUCUACUUAAAUAUUGAUGAUGCGGAUUUUACGAGUUAUCAUUGUAAAGCUGACAAUGAUGAUGAUUUUCAAGUGGAACACAAUAGACCUAAAAAAAAAAAUGUGGGAACAAUCCCAACUUGUGAGCCAGGAAACCCGGAUUGUCCUACUACAACAUGUGCAAAUGGCGAUACCAAAUGUACCACGGCUCCUUCUAAAACAUGUUCACAAGAUGACCAUAAAUGUAACACUCCGACUCCAGUAGCACCAAAACCAACUACAACUUGUGGACCUAAUGAUACCGGAUGCACACAAGCACCAGCUCCAGCUCCAGCUCCAACUACAACUUGUGAACCUAAUGAUACCGGAUGUACACAAGCUCCAGCUCCAGAGCCAGCACCAACUACAACUUGCGGACCUAAUGAUACCGGAUGUACACAAGCUCCAGCUCCAGAGCCAGCACCAACUACAACUUGUGGACCUAAUGAUACUGGAUGUACACAAGCACCAGCACCAGCACCAGCUCCUACGGUUAUUACCACGUGUUCUGGAACUCCUGCUGCUUGUGAAACCAUUACCACCACCAUUCAACCAGCACCAACUACAACUUGUGGACCUAAUGAUACUGGAUGUACACAAGCACCAACACCAGCACCAGCUCCAACUCCUACGGUUAUUACCACGUGUUCUGGAACCCCUGCUGCUUGUGAAACCAUUACUACCACCAUUCAACCAGCACCAACAACUGCACCAAAUUCACCAAAUUCACCAAAUUCACCGUAUGUAGUUAUAGAAGAUUCGAUUGGAGUUUACGCUACCAAAGAUCAGUAUAUAUUGGUGACUUAUUAUUGUGAUGCUACAACAGAACAAAGAUGUGUUACUGCAAUAAAUUGGGAGGGUCAGAUAACUAAUCCUGAAUUGAGAUUUGAUUAUAGUAAUACUUGCAAAUAUGAAACUAUUAUUAAGGGUUAUGAUUCUAAUACUGAUGGUUUUCUAAGGGCAUGUUAUGUCAGUGAUACUAGCACACAAAAACUUUUUUGGGAAACAUAUACAGCUAUUAAUUUUGAAGGAACAUUCACACCUCUUAAAUCAGGAACAAUCAAUACAUUCACAUUCACUUCCACGAAUUAUACGAAUGCUACAUACAUUUUUCCAACAGAAGAUGGUGGUUAUUCCGUGAUUAUAGCCAGUGGAGAAAUCGACAAGACAUCAUGGUCGGUGUCCACAUACUUUUUACCAAAAGAUGAUGAUGCGAUAGGCCCAUUCGUACUGUAUACAGAAUCAACUUUAGUUAUCAAUUCAUUUAAUAUUGAAAGAUGCAAUAUAGCAUAUCAAAGUUUUGGAUAUAGCUGUAUUAUAAGUAUAUUGACAAUAGAAAAUACCGUGGAAAAAAAUGUUUUUGUAAAUAUAGAUUUUUAUUCCACAGGUGCAACAAACAACGUGACACAGUUUGAGUUGACUCAGCUUACUAGUUGGGAGGUUUUAACUGUUGAAACUUUGUAUCAUGGUGGAUGGAUUAUCACGGCGAAAAAUGCUAAUAAUGAUAUCAAUGGUCUUGUGAUUAGCAAUUAUGGUACUUAUUUUAGUGAUUGGGGUCUUUCUUCACAAACUAUUAAAUAUAGUACAGAUUAUGGAACUCUCAGAAAUAAUACUGUUUGGGUCAUCCUUUAUCCUUUGGUCCAAUCAUCUGAUUCAACUACUUGGACUUUAAUGUCCACUAGCACACUAACUGAAUUUACCACUGUUCAAGGAGGUACUAAUGGACCGGGUGGUUAUGGUAGCUCAAAUAUCGUUAAUACACAACCAGAAAAAGGAGGUAGAUUUGAAUAUGGUGCGAAAUAUAUUAGCAUUGAAUACAAUGUACCAGUCUUAUUAGCAGAAAAGAAUAUCACAAUUUACGAAAGAUCAACGGACUCGUCAUCCCAAGGUAUAAUGCGUCAAACCAGUUCUGGAUUAUCGCCAUUUGUCAGUAUAAGUGAUAAAGAGAGUAAAGUGGUACAGGUUCAAAUGAUGAAAACUUCAUUGAACAAACCAAAUACAACUUAUUACGUUACCGUUGACAAUGGGUUUGUAAAAGAAGAUAGCAGACAACAAAGUCUGAUUGGUAUAACAGGAAAACAGUGGAAUAUUACAACCGGCAGUGAUGGGUAUGAUGUUUCUGGAGGAACGUGGGAUAAGGCAAUUGUUCGUUUGACGAAUCCAGGCACUGAAAAAUAUUUGUCGUUUAAUCAAACAGAUAAAACAGUUUUUAUUGAUGGAAUGAAAACAGGAAUAUCGACAGCGGUUGGUUGUGAGAAGUCAAUUGUCGACGUAUCAUUUCAUUAUCAAUAUGAUUGGAAACAUACACACGUUGAUCAAAUUUUAUUAAGUGUUGAUUUUUCAACUACACCGAAUGGAACAAGCCCUGCAACACUUGUCUCUUAUUUAAAUGAUACUAUUGUUAAUAAAGAUUAUAAUACUCUUUCAAAAGGUGCAUCAACAAUGUACUUGGAUUCUACUCAUGGAGCUUAUCCAGCAACUAGAUUAUGGGAUACUUAUAAAUGGAUUCUUAUUGGAUUUUUUAUUGGAUUAGCAAUUUUAUUAGUUUUGUUGUACUGGGCCCACCUAAAGAACAGAAGUGGAGAAAAUUUCACGUCUAUUGUCUUGUUCCCAAUCAUUCUUAUAGAUUUUGUAAUGGAUGUUGGUUUUGUUGCAAAUUACGGAAAAGAUUUAAAAUGGUUGUGGCCUACAAGUCUUGUAUUUUUAAUAGUUCCUAUUGUAUUAAAUUGUAUAUUUACAUUUUUCACCUUUUCAAAUGAGCUAUCGAUCAAAAAAGCUGAAAAACGUGGUGAACGCUUUUCUAAAUGGUGGCAAAAAUAUAGUCUGAUAGCAUGGAUAUUCGGAAUUUUAUCAUGUAUUGAUACCGUAGCAUUGAGUGUCUUGUCAUCAAAGACUGCUGGUAUAAAAUCACUGAGUGCACCAUUUUCACGUAAAUGCAUCAUGGAAAUCUUUUUCAUAACAGCGUUUAUUACGUUCAUUGAAGAUUUACCUCAAUUGAUUAUUUAUAGUCUAUAUCUUUACUGGACUGUUGUUCCAGCAAUAUUGCCAAUAUUGGUAUUAUCAGGACCAAAUGAAAAAUUAACAGAUAUGCCACCUCCUAAAGAAAGCAAAGUUAUUAAAAAACCUGAUGAUAGUGAUAGUAGUAGCAGUAGUGGCUCUGAUGUUUCUAGUGGUGACACUAAUAAAUCUACUCCUACCAAACCUCUUACUAAAUAUGGUAAUGAACCACCAGGAAAAGAAAAGAAACUAAGAACAAUUGGUUCUUCGCCUACUGAUGACAAAGAUGAUUUAACUAAAUCUGCUAAUACAUAUAAAAACGUUGGCAAUGAACCAAAGACAAUUACAAGUAAUAUUAAUGAUGAUGAUGCUACCAACAGAACUUCAGCAACAAGCGAAUUAGAUAUUGCCGCUAUUGAUUAUACACCACCAAUUGAUGAUGAUGAUGAAAGUGGUGAUAACUCUCAUAAAUACGGUGGAUAUAGUAGUGGAUACGGAUACGGUGGCACAUAUAUUUCUAGUGGCUAUCCCAUCAUUACUAGUAAUACUACAACUACCAAUAAAACACCAGAUGAUACUACGACCACCAAUAAAACACCAGAUGAUACUACAACCACCAAUAAAACACCAGAUGAUACUAUUACAUCUACACCCGAAUCCACAUCACCAGAAUCAUCGUCUCCUCCUCUACCAUCAUAG